Molecule: messenger RNA, 1452 nt
Organism: Schizophyllum commune H4-8
Lineage: Eukaryota; Fungi; Basidiomycota; Agaricomycetes; Agaricales; Schizophyllaceae
Exons: 6
Coding region: 1-1452 (483 amino acids)
Source: RefSeq, a predicted model, not a curated record
AUGUUCCCGAUUACAACGACGAUUGACUCCUCCAGCCCUCUCAUCGACUAUCAGCCGAAUACGCAGGUGUGGCGACGGGGCGGGUGGGAGGGAGACAAGUUUGCGUCCAAGUAUCAGGAUGGCACCUUCAUGUACUGCAUCAAUGCCACCGGGGCAACGGCAACCUUCAACUUUACAGGUACCGAAGUACAUAUCUACGGCGCCUAUAGGUACAACUCUGGUCCCUACACGCGAGUAUCCUUUCGUUCGUCGACGAGGGCACAGAUAACAUCUGACAGUGUAACCAUCGACGGUGUCAAGUCCGACUACUUUCGCGCCAAUGGUAGUGCUCCCGCUGCGAAUGACGAUCAGCAGCUCUUCCAGGUCGAGCUCUAUGGCAUAGACGACUUGGAGCCGGGGACGCACGAGGUCAUCGUCACGAAUGAAUGGGCGAAUGCGCCGAUGCGGAAGGCAGGACUGGACCACGUCGACAUUGACUACGUCACCUUUUCCUCGUCCGUAGAAUCGAACUUAAGCUCGACAGUUCAAACGGAGGACGCUGGGUACUUCUCGUUCGCCCCGCAGGACGCAUGGAUGAAUGUCCUUGGAGAUGAGUUCAAUGAAGGCGGCGAACAGUGGGCUCGUCUCAUACUCGCCCAACUUCUCGAUAUUGACCAUUCAACAAGCCUGGCGAUGAGUACUAGUGCCACUGUAUCCCUCAAGUUCAAAGGCGAUCGCGUCGCCCUUUACGGUGCCUACGGCCAAGGCUACUCGCCUUACAGCGCUCAACUCGACGACGGACCCACAUACACGCUCAACGCCAGCCGCACAGACGAGCCCAUGUAUCAGCAGUUGCUCUUCAAGGCCGAUUCACUGGAUGCGAAUACCGAGCACAACCUCACUUUGGCCUCGCUGUCGGAUCUCAAGUUCUCUGUGGACUACGCCGAAGUGGACACGGACAGCAAUCCAGUCAAUCCCCACGUCGACCAGCUUGUCUCCUGGAUCCGCAAGCAUAGUCAAUCACAAGACGGCUCAAAAGAGCGGAUCCACUUCGACAGUAUCGACAUCAACUUCGGCCACCAGCGACUCGGACACGCCGACAGCAAUUUCCACGCCCAACUGAGCUCCGCGCAAGCAGGCGGAAUCGCAGCUGGCUCCGUUCUGGGCGCCGCUGCCCUCCUGCUCAUCGGCUUCCUCCUCUGGCGCCAGGCCAGGAAGCACAAGAAAUCCUCCACCCCACCUCCUAGCCCCGCACCCGAACGCCCCGACCCUCAGUUCAUCCCCUAUGCGCCGCCUGCAUCUUCAACGGACCACUUCAUGCUUGCCCCGCCCCCUUCUGCGGGCCCUACGAUUUCAUCCCUGUCGUCACGGUUUCUUCCGGGGUCUAGCGUCUCGUACUCUCAAAGCGCGUACGCCCAGAGAUCGCGUGGCCUUCCGUCUGAGCCUGAGCCUCUCCAUUACACGCGCAUUUGA